AUGUCGUCCCCAGCAUCCACCCCGAGCCUCACCUCCACCGAGCACGAUUCAGAAGACUCACAAGAUUCAAUAGCAUCAACAGGGCUGAACCCUUCUGUGAUAUCAAAAUAUCAACAAAAGCACGCGUUGAACAUAGCACAAAGGAACUCCGUCACCUCACACAGCGUCGAAGACAUUCUAUCCGAAAACUGUAAUUACAGUUCCCAGGACAACGUCUUCUCCGACUGCAGAAAUGUAGCUUUAUCAUCCAUACAGAACUCUUUCGAUUACAAUUCCAGAGAUUCAGCCGGAUUCAGCAUACAAGAUAUUCUUGGGUUGCCUCAAUCGUACAACCCUAAUAGUGGGCAAGACGAGAUUGAGCCAAGAUACGACUAUCAAAUUCAGAAUUAUGACAACAUCAGCAAUAGUUCGAACAACUACGUGGCAGCCGCUGUUGAUGAGGGUUCUCCUGAAGGAUGCAAGGGUGCUGGGUUGUACGGCGGCGGCGGCGGCGGCGGCGGCGCGGCGCCCUCUGGUGAGCUGUACGCGGCGGAGUAUGCUGCGGAGGCGCUGCACGCUCACCCGACUACCAGCUUCGGUGGUGACAUCGCUAACGACCCAGAAAGCGGUUUUACAACUGAGAAUCCUUCCUGGAACAGCAAAUCAUCAACGGUUAUCAACCACACGCUAAUAUCGAGGAACUCAUCUUCACUUUCGGAAAACGCGAUGUCAAAUGACUCAUCAUACCAAAAGGGGUUCUCAAAGAGAGCAAGAACUGCUUACACCAGCUCUCAGUUGGUUGAAUUGGAGAAUGAGUUUCAUCAAAACCGAUACUUGUGCAGACCGCGGAGGAUCGAGCUGGCCAACUACUUGCAACUAUCGGAGCGACAAAUCAAAAUUUGGUUUCAAAAUCGGAGAAUGAAGUACAAGAAAGACAAUAAGCACAACAAGCCAUCUUCAUCUGUCGACGAUAGCAGCACUCCUUCGAGUUCGAAGGGUCAAUCUCCGAGUCAGGACCACAAGAUGAGCCACGGGCGCGGCUGCGGGGGCCACGACCGCCCGCGCCGACUGCUGACCGACGUCCACGCCUCGCACCACAAGAUAUACCUCACUCCCAACGACCCCUUAUCGAGACCCCCGGAAUAUUCAUCCACAAGCGCACUCAAGUCCGUUAUCAAGGGCCCGUCGAGUUCCAUAGAGCUGCCGUCGUACUCUCCUAAUCUGUGCUCAUACUCGUCAUACUACGCGCCGUCUGCGAGCCGAGCCACUUACUCACCGCUUCCUGACAUUUAUCGCUACGGGAAUGACGAGGCAUUGCAGUCGAGUGCGAAUCCUUUGCCGACGCUGGGUGCGGGUGAUAGUUACAUGCCAAAUGGGGUGAGUUUGAAGCUCGGUGAGGAUGUCGCUCGAUACUCCACUGGAUCUCCUUACUACAACCAUCUGCCAUCGUCGACCGCCGGGGCUCCGUCCACGAGUGAAGCGAGCUACGGGUUCAGCACGGGGGUGCCGGCCCCCACGUACGAGGACAGUGCGCUGCACCCGCGGGGCUCGGGGGUUCCCCUCACCCAGGACCCGUACUUGUCCUAUUUGAUGACGUCAGCUGACAGCCAGCACACGGCCGCGUCAGCCGCCGCCGCCGCCGCCAAGUAUUCUUCCUACAUAUCUUUGUGAUAAACUGGUUCACUGUUAAUUACUUACAAUGUUUCGUAAUGUUUUACUUAAUGCUACUACUUAAUACCUAUUGUUUAAA
Molecule: messenger RNA, 1729 nt
Organism: Plutella xylostella (diamondback moth)
Lineage: Eukaryota; Metazoa; Arthropoda; Insecta; Lepidoptera; Plutellidae
Gene: zen
Product: zerknullt
Biological process (GO): regulation of transcription by RNA polymerase II
Cellular component (GO): nucleus
Molecular function (GO): DNA-binding transcription factor activity, RNA polymerase II-specific; RNA polymerase II cis-regulatory region sequence-specific DNA binding
Source: RefSeq, a predicted model, not a curated record